CUGACCGAGAACGUUUUACAUAGAAUGAACAAGACUGAUCUGCUAAAGACGCUCUCAAGGACCAGCUCAGGAUUCAACACUGAGAAGAAACUUCAGAAAAAAGAUCCACAACAUCAGGAAUCAACCAUGACAUCGGUCCAUUCACAGCUUUUAGAAACACUGGAAGAAUUAGGUUCAGGGGACCUGGAGAAAUUCAAACAUGCCUUGCUCUACACUAAAAUGAAAGAAGGGCUCCCAAAAAUCCCAAGACACCAAGUGGAGACCGCAGACAAAGAUGAGAUAGUGAAGCUGAUGGUGGAGAUCUAUGGCCAACGCUGUGUGGAGGUGACUGAGGAUAUUUUAGAGAGGAUGAACAGGACUGAUCUGGUCGGAAAGUUGUCAGAAAGCAGCUCAGUAUCUAAAGGGCCUUUUGGUUGUGUGGAGCCUGACGACUGUGGACAAGAAAUGCCGGACUCUGGUCACUGGACCAAACUUGAUCCUGAAGUGAACAGUACUGAUGGAGAUGAGUCUCCUACAUACAGCCUACAGAGUGAAGUAGGAAACGGUUUUGAAUGCAAUGUCUCCGGCAUUCGCUGGAUCUGUAAGGAUAAGGUCAGCUUUCAGUACAAGUUUUGCUCUUGGGAGGAACACAUUGAGAGGAUGGAAAGCUUGAAAUACUUGCCUGCAGGUCCUCUAAUGAACAUCAAAGUCAUUGCUGGAAAGUUUGAUGAAGUGUACCUGCCACACUGGAUCUGCAUAGACGGCAACACUGACAUAUUAGGAGAGUUUGCCGUCCUCCACAUCGAUGACUGUGGUGAUGUUGUGGAACAAGUUUCCGAGGUCACGCCUUGCCAUGUCAAGUUAGCUGAACCAGUUUUCUCGCCAAAGGGGGUUCUGAUCAGAGUUGGUGCGCGUGUGAAAACACGCUGCAGCGUGUUGAUAUUUAACAUCAACAAAGCAUUCCUCAAGCUCAAUGUUUAUCUGAUCCCGUGUGAUCCUGGUCUUCGACAGGAAAUUCUCAAGAUUGAAUCAACCAACGGAAACAAAGAAAUUCGAAAACCACCUGAAAAUAUGCACUUGAGAAUGAAGGAUCGUUUUAUCCUAUCAACCGAUAUGGAUGGUGCAGCAAUUUGUCCCAAAGAAGUCAAGCUCGAAUAUCAAUUCACCGAUCCACCGUACUUUCAAGUACGUAUAAGAAAUCCAGACACAGACUUCACCCUCGAGCUUACAAAAAAAAAAGAGAGUACACCAGUGUGGACCUGCACAAUUGACGAAGAUGAUUACCAAAGCAAUUCCCAUGCACCAGCUGCAAGACCCUCAGCCGGAGCAGCUGGUGUAGAUACCACAUCAGAUGACAAACACUUUGUGGAUAAAUAUGAAUUCCAGCUCACCAACAGAGUGAGCCACAUGGAUCCCAUUCUGGAUCGGCUCCUCGAUAGAGGUGUCCUCCAGCGUGAGGCUUACAAAAUAAUCAGAGCUCUGCCGACCUCUCAGAAGAAGAUGAGAGAGCUCUACUGCGGUUGCCUGCAAGCUGGUGCUGCUAGCAAAGAUAUCUUCUACCAAAUCCUUCUGGAAAAUGAGAAAUUUCUCAUUGAAGACCUCAAUACAAAGCACUAAAUGUUGGGGUGAAAUCUUUUUUAGACCAAAACCAGUUUUUAAUACAUGAAUAAUUGGGAAAUAUUCAUUGCAAUGUUAUGUCUCUAUGUGGGUUUCCUAUUUGACUUUUGACCAGAUUCAGCAAAUAUGAUGAUCAUGCAAAAAUAAUGAACACAAUUUAUAAUUGAAGAGCUCUCCUUUUUUAACCUCAUUAAUUGAUGUGAAUUAAAACCGAAUUAUAUGAAUUCUGCCAAAUGCUAAAA
Molecule: messenger RNA, 1838 nt
Organism: Labrus bergylta (ballan wrasse)
Lineage: Eukaryota; Metazoa; Chordata; Actinopteri; Labriformes; Labridae
Source: RefSeq, a predicted model, not a curated record